Amphimedon queenslandica is the source of this 2656-nucleotide messenger RNA. RefSeq names its product squamous cell carcinoma antigen recognized by T-cells 3-like. The transcript has 23 exons. The coding region runs from base 77 to 2581 and encodes 834 amino acids. Gene Ontology annotation, biological process: RNA processing. The record is from RefSeq and is a predicted model, not a curated record. Gene Ontology annotation, molecular function: protein binding; RNA binding. NCBI's taxonomy places the organism in Eukaryota, Metazoa, Porifera, Demospongiae, Haplosclerida, Niphatidae.
GCGUGGCCUACUUUUAAUAUUAUUAUGAUUAUUAUCCACUGACUCGCAACUGGAUUGACAUACAGUAAUAUGCGAAAUGAAGCGUACCUUAUCUUCAUCGUCUGGUAGUGACCUGGAAGAAGAUCAUAUUUUGACACAAAUAAAAGAAGUGAAAUUGAAAUUGGAUUGUAACUUAUAUCUUUAUGAUGCACAUGUUGAGUUAAUAAGCUUAACUAGACAAGUUGGUGAUAUACAUGAAGCACGGAAAGCUCGAAGUACCAUGGCUGACAUCUUUCCAUUAAGUGAAAAAUUGUGGUUAGAGUGGAUUCAGGAUGAACGCACACUGUCACAAGAUCUAUCGUCAUUGUUUGAAAGAGCAGUUCAAGAUUAUAUUUCUGUACCACUCUGGUUGGAAUAUGUGCAAUUUGCAGUAGAUAAUAUGUCCAAUGAUUUUGAAUAUCCUCGAGCAAUAUAUGAAAAAGCCAUUGUAGCAGUUGGAUUGCAUACCAGUGAAGGAACUUUGAUGUGGAAUUCAUAUAGAGAGUUUGAGAAUGCUAUUUUUGUGUCACUGAAAGAAGUUCAAGAUAGCAAUCCUAAUGAUACUGACAUUGCUAGCCAAGUUGAAAUUCAAUAUGAAAGAAUUAUCAAAUUGUUUAAGAGGCAGCUCUCUAUUCCAUUAAUUGGACAUGAACAAGCAUUCAUAGAUUAUCAAGCGUUUCUCAAUUUGGAUCUUACUGAAGACUCUUUACCUAGUUAUAUUCUAGCUACUAAAAGAUUAGAGCCUAUGCUGCUUUUUGAGCAACAACUGUCAAUGCAGGCAAAUGAAGAAACAUAUCAAAACUAUGUUAAAUUUUUGUUGGAACAGAAAGAAGAUUCUACUGUGAUUGAUAUUUUGUAUCAGAGAGCUAUUGCUACAUUUCCCCUUAGCACUGAUUUGUGGACGCAGUAUCUAAGCUUUUUAAGUAGUAACUUUUCAAGUGUUAAACUCGUACUACUAAAGGGUCAUGAACAGGCUGUCAGAAAUUGCCCAUGGAUGCCUGAAUUUUGGAUUUCAUAUUGCCAAACACUGGAAAGACUACUUGAACCUCAUGAUAAAAUAAUUACUACUUUUGAGAGGGCUCUUUCUGACAAUUACACUGAAGGAAAUAGUUAUUUUCAUGUAUGGAGAGCUUAUUGCGAUUAUUUUCAUAGAAAAGCUUCCAGAAAAACCUCAGGUGAAGCUGAGCUUGAAGACUUAAGAGCUUUAUUUUGUAGAGCUAGAAUCUUUCUGAAAACAAAUUUUCCUAAAAUUACUGAUUUUAUUGACUCUCUUAAUUGCUACGAAGCAAGUGUGGAAGCACGUUUUUAUGAUAGCAUAAGUAAAGCAAGGACUUUAUGGAAUGAUGUAAUGACUCGUCAUGGAAACCAGUGUGAAUACUGGCUCCAAUACAUUGAGUUAGAAAGAAAUUUUGGAGAGUUAUCCAACUGUCGUAAGUUGUUCUUUAUGUCUAUUAAUUCUGUAAAUGAUGACCCUGAUAAAAUAUGUUCUUCAUUCUUACAAUUUGAAAGAGAGCAAGGAACACUGGAAUCAUAUCUGGUAGCAGCUAAGAAGUGUUCUGCUCAACUAGAUCGGAUUAAAGAAAGAAGACAAAAGGCUUCGGAAAAAACUGUAAACAAAAGGCAACAGAAGUAUUCCAAAACAGAGCAUCGACAAACCAUGUAUCCAAAAGAAAAUACAGAGAGAGACAGAAGUGCUAAAAGAAGAAAAAUGGAAGUUCCAUCAUAUGUUUUUUUUACUGAGGAAAGUAGCAGCAAAACUAAAUGUUCAACUGGAGCUACAGUUUUAGUCACAGAAAUUAAACCUCAUGCAAUGAGUAAGAAGAAGAUUGAUUCAAAGAAACUUGAAGUUAAUGAGGAAAAUACAAUUUUUGUGAGCAAUUUAGCUUCUGAUACCGAUGAAGAUCAACUUCAUAAGUUAUUUUCACAAUGUGGUCAGGUUGCUGAUGUACGUUUGAUUAAAAAAUUUGGAGGUAAAUUCGGAACUAACGUUUACGCUUACGUUGAAUUUACUACAAGUGAGCCUACUGUGGAGGCUCUAAAAUUAGACCAUACAGUGCUCAAUAGCCGUGCUAUUUAUGUGUCCUCUUGCAAUGCUGAUAGGCAAAAUAAGUAUAAUAACAAGGCUACGGUUUUUGUUACCAAUGUUGCUCAUGAUCUUUCUGAAAGGGAUUUAGAAGAUAUCUUUAAAGAAGUUGAUCAGGUGAAAGCUGUUAGACUGGUACGAAAUAAAAAAGGACGAUCUAAAGGAUUUGCUUACAUUGAGUAUGACACAGAGUCAUCAGCUAGGGCAGCUGUUUUUCAGUUAAAUGACAGGGAGAUGGCAGGAAAGAAUAUUAAGGUGGCUAUAUCCAAACCUCCAGCUAGCAAGGAACUACCAGUUGCUCAAAAGAAGGAUCCUUUUACAAGGGAUGUUCACAUGAAAGAGACUAAUCUCCCCAAAGCAUCACCAAGGAGAGCACUCACAUUAGAUGCAGCAAAAUCAGCCACUACUUCAUCAGACUCUGACAUUGCUGUUACAAAGAAAAGUAAUGACGAAUUUAGGCAAAUGUUCUUAAAACAUUAAAAACAACAAUAAUUAGGUAUUACUUUUAAAUUGUAAUUAUUAUCAAAAUAAACAACGUUGAUGCUAAUAGUUUUA